Molecule: messenger RNA, 1303 nt
Organism: Amphimedon queenslandica
Lineage: Eukaryota; Metazoa; Porifera; Demospongiae; Haplosclerida; Niphatidae
Product: ephrin type-A receptor 7-like
Exons: 4
Biological process (GO): axon guidance; protein phosphorylation; ephrin receptor signaling pathway
Cellular component (GO): dendrite; plasma membrane
Molecular function (GO): protein binding; transmembrane-ephrin receptor activity
Source: RefSeq, a predicted model, not a curated record
UGUUGCUCCUGAUGAUGCUGACCCUGAUUGUUCGGAUAUACCAAUAAGAAAUGUCACUUUUCCUAAUGAAAGGAUCCUACUGGACUCACAGAACUACGAGUCAACUCUUCUUGUUGGAGCAGAAGGAGAAAAUAGGACAUGGCUAACUAUUGAUUAUGAUGGAGGGGGAGUGGGUCGACCUGGUGCUGCUGGUUUUGUUGAUUCCUGGUAUGAGGGUAAUCAAGGAACACAAUGUUUACAUCGAAUCAAUGUUUGUGCUACCCUGAUCCCAGGAGGAACAUCUUCAUUCCAGAGCAAUUGGCUAGUAACACAAUACAUUAAUAUUAGUGAACCAGGAAUAAGCCAAUUAAGAAUUAAUGUAACAUUCACAUCAAAUUUGGUGUGCUCAAGCCAGCAGUGUGCCCAGCAGCAGACAUUUGAAGUGCAGACAUAUGAAACUAAUGAACCAGAUGAAACAAAUAAAGGGAAUAUCAGUUAUUAUUCAUAUGCUGGUGUUCGUCUGAUACACACUGCUGAGGAAGGGGCUACUACAGACUCUGAGUCAUUUGCUGUGUCUAGUUCUGGCCUGUAUCUGGCUAUAUGGGACCAAGGAUCUUGUACUGUCAUUAAUCGGAUUGUCAUAUUCUACAAUAUCUGUCCUUAUCAAGUAUUGAAUAAAACUAUUUAUCCAGAGACAGUAGCUCCUCAAGGGAGCUUCGAUCCAGAUAAAAAUGUGAUUGCUACUUGUAUUGAUAAUGCUAGUCCUACAUCAUCAAAUAGUUUAAGUUUAAGGUGUAGGUUAUUAGGAGUGUGGAUUGGAUCAGCUUCAUGUCAAUGUAAUGCUGGAUAUGAAGCUAAUGGUACAGUUUGUCAAGCUUGUCAAGAAGGCACUUAUAAGUCUGUCGCAGGAGACAGUGAAUGUAAUGGUUGUCCUAAUAACAGCUACUCAGCUAGUCCUGGUGCUGUGUCCUGCCAGUGUCUGUCUGGUUAUUAUAGAACACCUCAAGAAGGUGUCGCUGUGAACUGCACUGCUCCUCCUAGCUCACCUCAGAACUUAACAAAUACUUCAGUUACAAAGACUAAUAUUAGCAUUUCCUGGCUUGAACCUACUUAUAAUGGAGGCAGAACUGAUCUUUAUUAUGUCAUCAGCAUUAAAAGCUCAACCAAUAUCAUUGAAUAUAGUACAGGACAUACAAACUACAAACUAAUGGGAUUAACUCCAUUCACAACAUAUGAAAUACAAGUGAUGGCAAGAAAUGGAGUGUCAGAUCAAGACAAUGCUAAUGAUAACACUAGAACUGUUACUAUAACUGUCACUACUCAU